UACGAAAAUGAAGAAAAUUCAACUGUAACAAAUAUUGCGAACGUUGUCGAUGCCGAUGAACAAGUGCCGGAUGAGGACGAGGAUUCAGAGGCUGAGGAUGAGGUGAUUAAACCAACAGACAAUUUGGUGCUUGUCGGCCAUGUGCAAGACGACGCCGCUAGCAUGGAAGUCUGGGUGUUUAACCAGGAGGAGCAGGCGCUCUACACACAUCACGACUUCCUGCUGCCCAGUUUUCCGCUUUGCAUCGAGUGGAUGAAUCAUGAUGCAGGCAGCGACAAGCCGGGCAAUAUGUGCGCCAUUGGUUGCAUGGAUCCGGUUAUCACGAUCUGGGAUCUGGAUAUACAGGAUUCCAUAGAGCCAACAUUUAAGCUUGGCUCCAAGGGCAACCGUAAAAAACAGAAGGAACAGUAUGGUCACACAGAUGCUGUCCUCGACCUGUCGUGGAAUCCCCAGUUCGAGCACAUUUUAGCCAGUGGUUCAGUAGAUCGAACACUCAUACUGUGGGACAUGGACGAAGGACAGCCACAUACGACAAUUACCGCCUUCGAGGAGAAAGUGCAGAGCAUAGAAUUCCAUCCGGAGGAGGCGCAGAGCAUACUCACCGGCUGCUCCGAUGGCUUGGUGCGUCUCUUCGACUGUCGCGAUGCAGACAAUGUGGACACGGCAUUUGUCAAGUGGCAGAUCAGCGGCGAGGUGGAGAAGGUCCUUUGGCACCCAACGGAGACAAACUACUUCAUCAUUGGCACCAACGACGGCAGCUUACACUACGCCGACAAGCGUCAGCCCAACAAGCUGCUGUGGUCCGUAAAGGCGCACAACGAGGAAAUCUCUGGUGUCUGCUUCAACAAGGAAAUGCCCAAUCUGUUGACCUCCACCUCGACCGAAGGCACGCUCAAAAUAUGGAAUUUCAACAGCACCGAACCAAAACAUGUCUACGAGCACGACUUCAACAUGGGCCGCCUGCAGUGCAUGCGACAGUGCCCAGAGGAUCCCUACACGCUCGCCUUUGGCGGCGAGAAACCGCCGCGUUGUGCCGUAUUCAAUAUCAAGAACUUCGAGGCAGUGCGUCGCACCUUUGGCAUUCCCGAUGCUGAAUAAAGUCCCAUUAAA
Drosophila navojoa is the source of this 1110-nucleotide messenger RNA. RefSeq names its product PWP1 homolog no child left behind (gene nclb). Lineage: Eukaryota; Metazoa; Arthropoda; Insecta; Diptera; Drosophilidae. Gene Ontology annotation, biological process: rRNA processing. The record is from RefSeq and is a predicted model, not a curated record. Gene Ontology annotation, cellular component: nucleus. Gene Ontology annotation, molecular function: protein binding.